AUGGCCACGCUGAGUGUAAAGCCAGGACAGCGGUUCACUUUGCUAGACUGGCACACCAACUCCCAUCUCAUCUCAGCUGAUGCUGAACGCCAGCGUUCUGCUUCCCACCAAGUCCGGCAGGAAGCCCGAGCUCUCCGCAAUGAAAUCAACAACCAGGCUAAAUGGGAUGAGCAUGACAACCAAACCCGCCUGGCUGAACGUAUCAGCAGCGUGAACAGAUGGAAAGAGACCCUGGACAAAAGCCUUGCAGAUAUAGAUGCAGAAAUCGAUGCCUUAGCCAAAGUGAAGGAAGCAGCAGAACGUGCCCUCCAGGCAAAGAACUUGCCUUUGGAUGUUUCCAUUGAGUGCCUGACACUCCGUGAGAGCCGUCGUGCCAUCGAUGUGGUGAGGGACCCUGUGGAGGAGGAGCUGCAAAAGGAGGUGAAGGUGAUAGACAAAGCCAAGAGAGAACUGCAGCAGAGAGUGAAUGAAGCCUUCCAACAGCUCUGCCUCUUACAGGAAGCUCGCCAGCAGCUGAGUUCUGACCACCGGCGCAAGAUGGAAGCACUGGAAAUAGAUCGCAUGUGCUUAUCGCUUAGUGUAAACUCCCCCAACAUCUCCUUCAAGGUCAACCCAACACGGGUCCCGGAUGGAUCAACUGCACUUGAUGAGUGGGAACAGAAUAGCCGAUGCAACAAGGAGCGUGCUGAGGCAGAAAUGAAAGCCUCAACUGAGCUCCGGGAAGCCACAGUGCUUGCCAUUGCGCAGACAAACAACGAGCUGGAGGCUCAGCGUGUAGCUACGGAGUUUGCCUUGCGCAAGAGGAUUAGAGACCUGGAAAGCGCCUGUGAUGAACUGAAAUGGCAGGAGCAGAAUACCUUGGAGGAAAUUGCUGAGAUGGAGGAGGACAUCCGACAUUUGGAGGAAGAUCUUCGGAGGAAAAUGCAAGAUCUGAAAGUGGCACACACCCGCCUGGAGACCCGCACGUGUCGGCCCACUAUGGAGCUCUGUUGGGAUCAGGCACAGAACGGGCUGACAGCCGCAGUCCACCAGCUGGAGGGAACGAUCCGUGCACUCAGGCAGAAGCUAGCAGAGGCAUGGGAUGCCUUGGACGCUCUUUACAGACAACUUCACCGCAUUCAGACAGAUAGCGGCUACAAAGCCAGUUCCCUGGUGCUGGACAACAAGUGCAUGGACAGCCGGAGAAAGCUCGUGGUCCCUGCUGAGAAAUUAGUGCCAGAGGUCAACAUAUUUAACCGGACUGCAAACCACGCGCUCUCCCCGCUGAACACCGGGCAGCUGGACUUGGCUUAGCGCGCCGGGGAGUGUUGUGCAACCAGCCAGGCUGAAGAGAAAGCUACCAGUGACUCAGAUCUGUAGCAAGGAAAGCGGACAUCUGUGUCCUGUUAGGCUAAUGUAAUUCUCCUCCCUCCUCCUCCUUUGUUAUGUAACUGUCUGUCCCCUCGUAUGAUGUUUAUAGCCUCUUUGCACUCCACAGAGCGUUAUAAACAAUAAAGAGUCUGUCCCCAAGAGCAGUUGUCAUCUGACAACGUUGGAAGUGUUUUCCUGGUGAUUGAAGCCAUCUGGGUUCUUUUAGCGUUUUUUAAGUCUUUUUAAAGCGUGAGGCAGCGCUCUGAAAAGGGACUGUGUAACGGUGGCAGCGGGCCAGGUCUGCUCGGUGAGGGUACCGACUCCGAUCCCCUCGCCUUAACGAUUCCGGUUUGGCUUGGGAUUUCCCCUGGCCUGCUAGCCCUGCGGAGCUAACGCCGCUACAAAAGCAAGGGCUGGAGUCCGUUCUCUGGCUCUUGGAGCCCUGGAUUUAUUCAAAUCGAAUUGCAGUGCUUGCAUUCUGCCGGUUUUAUUGUUUCUAUUCCAGGCACGCUCCCAACGCCCUGUGCGCUCUUCCCGGGGAAGAUUGUGGCCGUGCCAACCUGCCCUGUGCCGCCAGGACCUGCUCUUCAUCCCUCAGGUGGGAGGUGAUGCUCAGUAACUGCGCGCGGUGUAAAGCAGCCUGGAUGUGCCUCUAGGCUCUCGGAUUAAAUUUCGAUAAUGAGGAAUGUUAAUUGGGAAAUAAGGCGGCUGGCUCCUAAUUGCAUC
Messenger RNA from Falco peregrinus (peregrine falcon), 2076 nucleotides. RefSeq names its product tektin 2 (gene TEKT2). The record is from RefSeq and is a predicted model, not a curated record. Gene Ontology annotation, cellular component: microtubule cytoskeleton; nucleus. Bases 1 to 1293 code for a protein of 430 amino acids. Lineage: Eukaryota; Metazoa; Chordata; Aves; Falconiformes; Falconidae. The transcript has 9 exons. Gene Ontology annotation, biological process: cilium assembly; cilium movement involved in cell motility.